AUGGAAUUAAUGUUUAGGCUCUCUUUCCUGCUAACUCUAUUGGUGAUCCUAGGAAACCGUAGAGCAAAGGCAGACAUUGCUAACUGCCAUUUCUACGACACCGUGAACCUCACAUCCAGCCAGAGAUCCCAAAAUGGAUCUUACUUUUACCAGGGAGUGGAGAUUCCCCCCAACCAGACGGGGGAGUAUAGUUACAUUCUGCUGCCCGACGGGGAACGAGAACCCGUAAAGAGUCAUUGGAGAGGCUGUGCCUGUAAGAUGAAGACCUGCAUCCGACUGUGCUGUCCCCCUAACCAGUAUAUGGACGAGUAUAGCGAGUGCACAGAUGGCCUGGAUGAGGACACGUGGUCCGGCCACUAUGUGAACAUUACCAGCGGGACCUCAGUGAAGAGACUGGACUUCCACAAGGAUUUUAUUCUUCAGGGGCAUCUACCUCAGCCCUGUCAAAAUAUGUAUAAUCUAGAGGAAAAUGAGGGAGAACUCUUUGAGAAUGGAACAUUCCUGCGUUUCUUCGACACCAAGAGCCUCUCCAAGCAGGAGUACUGCAUUCAGCCCCGAAAGUUGAACGAUUCCAUACGAAUUCUGCCGUAUAACUGUGCCAUAGAGACCGGUCCCGAUUGGGGAAAGACAGUGGCAAUCAGCACGUCCUUGUUCUGUAUUAUUGUCACCAUCGCUAUUUACUGUCUGGCAGGAAUGCUUAAAAGCUUCAACAACGUAUGCCUCACUUUCUACAUGGCGAGCUUGGGCUUAGGAAGUCUUAUGCAGCUCCUGGAUUCUUGGCACGUACCGACUAACACGCUAUGUGAACCCACAGGCUACCUUGGUUACUUCUUUAUAAUAUCGGCCUUCUUCUGGCUUUCCGUGAUCAGUCGGAAUGUGGGGAGGAGCAUUGGAAAAUGCGUGCCAAUGACAAACCGUAAAGCUAGCAUGAAGAAGUACUUGAAGUACAGCGGAUAUGCAUGGGGCAUUCCUGCCAUCCUAACAACAACCAUUGUUCUGUUGGAUUUUACUUUGGACAGAGAUGAAUACGAGAGAUGGAUGCCAGGCGUUGGGUUCUACAACUGUUGGGUCAAAAGUGAGGACAAGAGCGCCAUGAUCUACCUCUAUGGACCGAUACUGAUUCUGAUCACCUACAACAUAACCGUAUUCAUCCAUGCGGCCAGGAAUAUUGUGAGAAUCAAGAUGAAGACAAGGAAAACUUUUGAUUCGGGGGAGUCGCACUUAUCGACAGGAGUCGAUUCGGAUAUGGAAAUAUUCUUAACCUGCAUUAAGCUAUUUUUGGUUAUGGGGGUGUCAUGGAGCCUGGUGAUCAUUUCCUACUUGGUGGAGAACGACGGUUUGUGGAGUAAGAUUUUGUUGCCGAGCGACUACAUUAACUACUCCCAAGGAACUAUAAUCUUAUUGGUGGUUCUGUCAACAAAGUCCACCAGGCGUUGUCUCCAGGAGAGAUUUCAAUCAAAGCCAGCCGCCAGAACCAGUAAUUAUUCCAAGGUGCAAGCUUUCACUGGGACUACAGAGUCGACAUCGGCCUAGGAAUAUUAUUAGUGUAGCCUGAAUAAUCGGAAACUACUAUGAAUAGUACUUAUAAUGGCUUCGACUCUGACUCAGCUUUGCGAGAUAUAGCUUCUGCCUGAAACUGAAGCAUGAGCUUAUCAAUACUAUAAUUUUUUAU
Molecule: messenger RNA, 1672 nt
Organism: Drosophila bipectinata
Lineage: Eukaryota; Metazoa; Arthropoda; Insecta; Diptera; Drosophilidae
Product: G-protein coupled receptor Mth-like
Biological process (GO): G protein-coupled receptor signaling pathway; cell surface receptor signaling pathway
Cellular component (GO): membrane
Molecular function (GO): G protein-coupled receptor activity
Source: RefSeq, a predicted model, not a curated record